UUGUUGUAGAUUCCUUAUAGGCUUCCUUCAGAUUUUAGCCCAAGUGUUGCAAUGGAACCGAGCUGGAGUACGUUUUUAUUUCAACAGGCCAAUGAGGCUCUGCAUCACCAACACCAAGUAGCUGGAAACAGCCUGUUGCCUCUUCUUAAUUCUGGGACAGAGCCACCUGAUCAGAAACCAGUGCUGCCAAUCCCGUUGGACCAGAAACCACCUGUCAGUGCUACAGAACUUCUUAAAGACAAUGUGGCUACUGGGGCUGUUGGAGGAGUUGGUGAAGUGGCUCCAGUUGCUGUGGUUAAAAAGGAACCUAAGUCAAAGACUCCCUUUAUCUGUGGCUACUGCAACAAAGCUUUCCGGGACAGCUACCAUCUACGGCGGCACGAGUCUUGCCACACUGGCGUUAAGAUGGUGUCACGGCCUAAGAAGGCUCAGACUGCUCCUACCAUGGUGCCACUCAUAUCCACUGUACCACGUGAGAAUAGUGGAAAUCCGUCAUACAUAACUACUGUAGCCACAGGUGUCCUGACUACAGCAACAACAUCAGCAUCCACAGGCACUAGCAGCAUGACCCCAAUGCAACACCAACAACUACAGAGCAUCCCUAAAAAGCCUCCCAAGCCAGUGAAAAAGAACCAUGGUUGUGACAUGUGUGGUAAGGCCUUCAGAGAUGUGUAUCACCUCAAUCGCCACAAGCUGUCACACUCAGACGAAAAGCCGUUUGAAUGUCCCAUCUGUCAGCAGAGGUUUAAAAGGAAGGAUCGCAUGACAUACCAUGUCCGCUCCCAUGAUGGGGGAGUUCACAAGCCCUACAUCUGUUCUGUCUGUGGGAAGGGCUUCUCUAGACCUGAUCAUCUAAGCUGUCAUGUCAAGCACGUCCAUUCCUCAGAGAGGCCAUUUAAGUGCCAAGUAACGGCUUGUACGUCUGCUUUUGCUACCAAAGACCGCCUGCGAUCUCACAUGAUCAGACAUGAAGGCAAAGUGACCUGCAACAUCUGUGGCAAAAUGCUAAGUGCUGCCUACAUCACAAGUCACCUCAAGACCCAUGGGCAAGCUAGCUUCAACAGCCCAUGUAACAAUAAAGGCAUAAGUGACUGGCAGUGGAACCACUCAGGGCCACGAAAAGGUGAGUUGACGGUAGGAGAGAUUUUAAAUAACUCCUUCCAAGUCCUAAUUGACAACUCUCAUAAAGAUGCCAACAACUUACACAACAGCUCUGCGGCUACGACACCUGUCACCAACUCUGCAGUCAACACCUCUGCUGUGAACCGCAGUGUCAAUUCCAGCAAUGCUGUUACCAUCACAGCUCAGAUUAAUACUGCCACCAGCACCGUUAACAUUACAUCGCCAGUUAACCUGCAGCACCCUGUCACCAUCACUGGCCCUGUGAACCUGACCUCUGUUGGAAUCCCUACAACAGCACACAUGAAUAUUGCCCACCCGGUAGCUAUCACCACUCCUAUGCCCAUGAAUAUAACUGGGCCACUCAAUAUUGCUAUGAGGCCCAUGGAGUCUAUGCCUUUUCUUUCCCAGGUUCUGCCAUCCUCCCCUCCUUGGUAGAUCUUUUGUUCCUCAUGUAACAGUUAGUGAUGUUUUAACUGCCUAAUAACGGACAAAGCCAUUAGAUAUUAGUAAAAUCUCCCUCUAAAUGAGUUGAUAGUGUACUGGGCAUAAAAAGGUGAACUAAUGUGUCACGUAGAUGGUAACCAAUGAUUGUUACUUACAGAGGUCAGCAUUAUUACAACAUUAUGUGGUAAUUAUGAAUUUUAUUUUUAGUUAAUACAGAAAAUACAUAUUUUUGUAACUUAGCAAUGGUCAGAAAUUAAUUAAUCAGAGUACUACCAUGUACAUAAAUUGUUCUUUUAUAGAAUAUAUAUGCAUUUUGUUUUAUGCAUUUUACCUUAGGACAUUAGUAGAAAUGUUUUAAUAGGGGAAGACUUUGUUGAUUGUGAGUUGUUGGGUUUUUUUUGUUGUUUUGUUUUGGG
Messenger RNA from Pundamilia nyererei, 1982 nucleotides. RefSeq names its product vascular endothelial zinc finger 1b (gene vezf1b). Bases 52 to 1557 code for a protein of 501 amino acids. Gene Ontology annotation, cellular component: nucleus. Lineage: Eukaryota; Metazoa; Chordata; Actinopteri; Cichliformes; Cichlidae. Gene Ontology annotation, biological process: regulation of transcription by RNA polymerase II. Gene Ontology annotation, molecular function: DNA-binding transcription factor activity, RNA polymerase II-specific; sequence-specific DNA binding. The transcript is spliced from 7 exons. The record is from RefSeq and is a predicted model, not a curated record.